Molecule: messenger RNA, 905 nt
Organism: Haplochromis burtoni (Burton's mouthbrooder)
Lineage: Eukaryota; Metazoa; Chordata; Actinopteri; Cichliformes; Cichlidae
Product: catenin alpha-1-like
Exons: 2
Coding region: 36-401 (121 amino acids)
Biological process (GO): cell migration; cell-cell adhesion
Cellular component (GO): catenin complex; adherens junction
Molecular function (GO): beta-catenin binding; actin filament binding
Source: RefSeq, a predicted model, not a curated record
CUUUAUUUUUUUAAAAACCCAGUAAACUAGACAUCAUGACUAGCAACACCGCACCAAACAUCAACUUUAAAUGGGACCCGAAGAGCCUAGAGAUCCGUACUCUGGCAGUAGAAAGGCUACUGGAGCCUCUGGUCACACAGGUCACCACUUUGGUAAACACCAGCAAUAAAGGCCCAUCUAACAAGAGGAAGGGACGCUCUAAGAAGGCCCAUGUUUUGGCUGCAUCAGUGGAGACUGCUACCGAGAACUUCCUUGAAAAAGGCGAAAAGAUUGCAAAGGAAAGUCAGUUCCUCAAGGAUGAGCUGACUGCUGCUGUGGAAGAUGUCCGCAAGCAAGGUAUAUUGAAAAUACGAAUUGCAGCAGUGUGGCUUCAUGCUUGUACAGAGUGCCUCUUAAGAUAGGACGGAUGAAAAAUAAACCAUAAGCUAUGUAUACAUCAUCUGCUCCAGCAAAAAUCCUUGAAAUAAGAAUAUGGUUUGAGUCUGAUAGAUUUCUUUUAGAAAUGGGCUUUUCAAUGAGGCCAUUAAUAGACUUUCAGUUUAAGCAUGCACAUGGUUCAGAUUCAUUUCAUGCUAGAUGGUGUCAUUCCCGUACCUUCUGUGGGGAUCAAAUUUAACCACUUUUCCCAGAGAAGCCUGCGUGUUCUCUUAGCGCAGUGUUAGGAUACUCCCCAGUUAUCUGAACUUGAGAAUCAACCUCACCAUAUUCAGUGUUGUAUUUUCUGUGCUUCCUCCCGUUUCUUGUCCUUUGUUUUUGUUAUAGAAGGAUACCAAGAUGUGGUUAUAUUAUAGAGGUUUGCAUAACAUCAAAUCAGUACCGUAUUUCCCGGACUACAGAGCGCACCUGAAUAUUAGCCGCACAAGCUAAAAUCAGGGGAAAAUCCUGUUUUGUACAUACAUUAGCCG